Molecule: messenger RNA, 3259 nt
Organism: Linum trigynum
Lineage: Eukaryota; Viridiplantae; Streptophyta; Magnoliopsida; Malpighiales; Linaceae
Source: the annotation of a GenBank genome assembly
UUUGAUGCCAACGUGGUCUAGAUCUCAUGACCACGUCGGGAUCUAGACUUGACGCCAACACGGUCUAGAUCUCACGACCACGUCGAGCGCUAAAUUUGACGCCAACGCGGUCUAUAUCUCACGACCAUGUCGGGCUCUAAAUUUGAUGCCAACGUUGUCUAGAUAUCACGACCACGUCGGGCUCUAAAUUUGACGCCAACGCGGCCUAGAUCUCACGACCACGUCGAGCUCUUCAACUCGCGACGAGACUAUCUCCUUCUUGGAUACUUAGUAGCUUGGGGCUUAAAACUAUUAUCAUGAGGCCAAGUUCAAAUAACAUUAAUUUUCAUUAAUGAUCUGGCCUUAUAAAGACAGUUAAUGCCUUGCAAAUAAUCAAUGUGGUACAAGAUUAUUUUUUGGGUGUAAACAAAUGCCCUCCAACUACUUAGUGCAUAAAAACUAUGGACUAAGUAGUUGACACCAAUUUGACAACCAAAACACCACAUCAAAACCUCAAAGCUUCUUAUUCCAUUUUGGCUUUCACAAAAAAUUACUCAAACCAAAAUAUACAUUGUUUUUUUUUUCCCGUUACCACUCAUAACCUAUUUGCAAAGUGAGACUUUGAUCUUCAUGUCCAAUUAACACAAGUCUCUAUAGCUCCCCCCUUCUUUCCUUGCUCGGAAAUAGAGUCAUCACCACUGCCUUGCCUCCUCAAGCUUCAUGCGGCAGCACAAGUACUUCCUCUCUCUUUUUCCUCGUCAGUCUCGUCCACGAAUAACUCAUGGCUACCCUUUUUUUUUCCGACCAUGCUAGCCGCUGCCCGUUUCUUCACCUUGUCGAUCUCGGCUGCAAUACUGACCGAGAAGCCUCUCCCCUUUUUUAUUUUUAUUUAUUUAUCUUUCUAUUUUUUUUUACGGGGAUCCCAUCUUCCUUACUUGAAUUGGAGAAGGACUCAAGUGUCCUUGUCCUUAUGGGAUUCUUUUUUCCACCAAAUCCUCUUCCAAAACAAAAAAAGAUCCUCCAAAUCUACUACCCAUGAACUCUAUAAAUAGAGACCACUCCUUCUCAUGCUUUUCAUCUUCACUCACACAAAUCCCCAUAGAGUUCUCAAGAGUGGACGUGGUCUUCAUCAAGCAAAUCAAAGUGAGAGACCAAUCUCACUCCACAUCUAGUGGCCGGCGGCCACCUUUUUUUUCAAAAAAAAAAAUUUCCCCCUUUUUUUAGACGUGACACUCGCCUUCCUCUGGUGUGACUUUGUAGGAUGUCGAACAAAAAGGAAGAAGCUGGCCGAAAGAUACUCGAGGAGGCUACUCGCGUCUAUCAACAAGAGCAUGAUCUCCUCGCCCGAGACAAAGGAGUCUCUAUGCACACCUUGGAGAUUAACAACGACGAUGUUGGUAGAUUAGGUCCUUACCUGAUCCAGGCACGAAGUGGUCCUGUAAGCCAACUUGAUCGCUACCUGCUCGGUCAAGUGAGACUCAUAUCCCUCUGCACCGAAAUUGAAGAGCCAAACUUUGCUCUCUUCAAGGCGGCCUUGUGUUUCUGGUCCACCGCUUCUAACUGCUUCGUCUUCCCAAUUGGAACCAUGACCAUUACCAUCAUGGACGUCACUACUCUAGCCGGUCGUGGUUUCGAGUUAGCAACCACGUCUUGCCUCAAGCUCCCCCAGAAGAUACCGCCCUUCCCACAUAUGUCUUUCCAAGCUUUUCACCAACAGUAUCAGCCUUCGAUGCCAAGUCCCCAGUGACACAAGAAGAGCGUGCAACAUUCAUUCACUUCUGGCUCUACAAGUUCAUCAUCUGCCCUAGCUCCGGUGCACCUCGUCAAUCCUUGAGUGAUCUUCCCAAUAGACUUGUUGCGGGGUGAUGUGAUCGUGACUUUGCAGACUUCAUACUAGCUCAUAUUUACCAUGGUAUGCAUACACUCCACAACAAAUCUCUAUUGAUGCACUACAACUGGUUCUGGCCCUUUAUGGAUUGUGCUCCUAUGGAUCUAUGCAUACUUCCCAGAGAGACGUAGUCAUCUUGACAGUCUAGCAAAAAUUGACCCGGAUGAACUGUCAGAUUCCUAUGGCCACCACUUCAUCACGACCAAAUGAUAGGGCAAAAGCGUAAUGCCUAAAUCCUAUCUCCUAGUAAACCGGAAAGUCCGGGUAUUGUCUCUCGGGGACUGGUACAACCUUAAGUUCUAUCAAUUUUAUAGAGCAAACUAUAGGUGAAAAUGGUUUAAUGAGACUAAUUAUCUAAAAGCAAAAUAAACUAAUUAAGCAAAGUAAAAUGGUCGGGAGAAAUUCAAUGGAGAAAGCUCUGGGAGAAACACCAAGACUCACUACCUACCCUAUCCAGAUUAAUUCACACAUUCCAAUCAAUUUAAUCCAAUUCUCUACAGCCACACGAAUGUGCUAGCUAUCCCUGUCGGGAAUUACUACGCACUAAACAAUUAAAUCAAAUCCUACUAUCGUAGCUGAAUGAAUUAAUUAUUUAGCCUGAAGAUCGAUAUCCUAUUUAAGACCGCAUAGCACCUUAUUUAAUCCACUGUCGCAUCAUAACUUACUAUGUCACAUGAAAUAUGUUCAGUUAUUAGGGUUUCACUGUCGCUAAUAACCUAAUUAACUACAAAUCAAUGUAUUGGUGGCCAGUCAAUAGAAAGCAUUAAGUAAUUUCAUGCAAUAGAGAUUGGAAGAAAAGAAUUAUGAAUCAAUCCAUCAAAUAUAGAAAUAGCUAUAUCCUAUGGUGUUUCCCCCAAAAAUUGGGGUUUAGUUUAUGACGAAAUCAAAAGAUAUAAUCAUGUUCUUAAUUAUCAUGUCAUGAAUCAAAGCAAAGGAAAAAAAAAUACUGAAAUUUUCUUCCCUGCCCUGCACUUGAUCGCCCCGCGCCAGCUGCUUCUCCGCGAUCCCAACUUGCGUUGCGCCGCUGCUUUUCUUCGCCCCAAAAGCAAAUCCAUUCAGAGAAUUUUCCUUCCUUCCAAUUCCUUGUCCCCGUCCCAAUUAAUCCCUACCUCCGGUCCUUCUUUUGCUAUCACUAAUUAAUUGCCCCCUGGUCCAAAUAUCCCUCCCAAUAGUUGCUCCGCCCAUGUUCUCUCCUCAAGGCCCAAAUCCUCCUGGCCCAAACAAUUCCUCCAUCCGCCCAGGCCCAAAGAGAAUUCCAGCCCACAAAAGUCCAGUCCCGGUUCAACUCCUCAGUAAGUUCCGGUCCAAUGUACAUCCAGUCCACUUGAAUUAUUCUAUCCACCAAUGCAAAUUUCUCGUUUCAUUUACCUGAAAUAUAUAAAACAUUUGGCA